AUGUAUAGUGAAUUCACUAAAGGUCUAUAUAUUUUCUUUUUAGAAAUCAAUACAUGUACAGUGCCUCCGGUGCCAAUUGACGCUUUUAGAGCAUCUGCGGCGGUUACAAAGUUAAUUCUUGCGACUGUUUCAAUUAUUCAAUCCCUGGUGUGGCUAAACCACACUAUAUAUAAUGUUUUUGAUAAUGUAACUGCUGCAAAUGCUCUAAAAGCGUCAAUUGACACUGGAGGCACUGUACCUGGGCUGAGACGAAGAGAAAAAAAUGAGGCGUCAGGUACCUGUCCGGACUAUACAAUUAAAUGUAGACAGUAUCCAUUACAGAUUAAAUAUCCCAACCUGUCAACCAAGCGAUUCAAAGGAGCACAGGCCACAUUGGUGGCAGCCGAAAUCAUCCCUGAAAAUACCAGGCCGAAAAAAGAAUAA
Phycomyces blakesleeanus NRRL 1555(-) is the source of this 423-nucleotide messenger RNA. RefSeq lists its product as hypothetical. Lineage: Eukaryota; Fungi; Mucoromycota; Mucoromycetes; Mucorales; Phycomycetaceae. The record is from RefSeq and is a predicted model, not a curated record. Bases 1 to 423 code for a protein of 140 amino acids. The transcript is spliced from 3 exons.